Molecule: messenger RNA, 2796 nt
Organism: Drepanopeziza brunnea f. sp. 'multigermtubi' MB_m1
Lineage: Eukaryota; Fungi; Ascomycota; Leotiomycetes; Helotiales; Drepanopezizaceae
Biological process (GO): proteolysis
Cellular component (GO): cell wall; membrane
Molecular function (GO): serine-type endopeptidase activity
Source: RefSeq, a predicted model, not a curated record
AUGUUGAACGUCUUCUCACACUCGUCCCAUGCAAGCUUGAACACGGUCAAGUCAAUGUUGCUUCGCGUCGGAAUCGUCGCGUUCUUCGGUGCCUUCAGAACUGCAUGCAUCUCGGUAGAGGAGGGGGGUCUGAGAGAUACGAUCAUUCCGAAUGCAUACGUAAUCCAGCUCGACCAGAGUGUCCCAUCUCCGCUGACGGCGCGAUCGGUGAACUAUCAACAUGAGCAAUUCCACAAGCGAGCUGCCACGGCGGCGAUCGAGUACGCUGUCCGCCACGAGUUCACCAACCCCGAUGUUUUCUUCGGGCUCUCGAUCACGCUCGGACAAAGAUCGACCGAAGACGAGAAUGUACAGGCCCUCUGGGAACUGCCGGGCGUGAUCAGCAUCGAGCCCAUCUACUUUGUCCCGCGUCCCGAAGAUCCCGUGUCGAACAGCACGCUCAAAACAGAGCCCACCCCCUCGAGUGGUGACCUCUCCAUGCCGCGGGUUGUUGCAGGCAAGGGGAGUGGCUUGCUCUCGGCGCUGGAGAUGACGGGCGUGGACAAGCUCCACGAGCUCGGCAUCAAGGGAAAGGGGAUCAAGAUCGGAAUCAUCGAUACCGGCAUCGACUACCGACAUCCCGCGCUUGGUGGAGGGUUUGGCCCGGGCUUCAAGGUGGAGGGGGGUUAUUCUUUCAUCGACGAUGAGGGAGUGGUUGCGUCGAGCCCGGAUCCACUGGCUACGUGCCUACUUGGUGGACAUGGAACUCAUGUAGCUGGCAUUGUGGGUAUGAUCCCACUGAAUGACACAGGCUUUGAUAUUGUCGGCGUCGCACCCGAAGCCUCUAUCUACGCCUAUCGAGUAUUCGGCUGCAAUGGCAAUUCAAGUAGCGAUCUUGUUCUGGCCGCGAUGGGCAAAGCCCUGGAAGACGGUGUCGAUGUCCUCAGCAUGUCCUUCGGCGGAGGAAUGAGUAGUUGGCUAUCUGAAGAUAUCUACCAGUCUGUAGUCACAAAUCUCAAGAACGCCGGAAUCUCCGUGAUAGCGGCCAGUGGAAAUUACGGUUCACACGGAAUGUACUCACAGAGCUACCCUGCAGGAUCUACGGGUGCCAUCAGCGUUGGCUCUGUUGCCAACUCGCGAUUCCCGUUGGUAUAUUCGGCUGUCGAUAACAACAACCAGACGAUACCGUACGCAUCAACCUGGCCUUUGGAAUCCGAGCAGGGGAAAUCAAUUUACAUUGUCUCCCCCGGUUGCGAUGCCGAUGCAUGGGCACUCGCUUUCGAGACCGUGGAUCUCAACAGUACCAUCAUGGCUUUCGAGUCGGGCCCCUCCUGCAAGAUUUCCAGCGCCGAAACGCACUGGACCACGUAUCCCGAAUCUGUCAUCACUUUCAUCCAGCCAUCAACGAAUCCGCACCGUGUAGAUUAUAGUGCGCCCAUAGCAGGGACCUACGGCGACACCGUGGUUGUCAACAUCAACGCCACCUACUAUACUCUGCUCAACGCCACUUACGCAUCCGUUGGUGGCUAUCCUAAUUACCGGCUCAGAUUCGUGAGCAAGACGUUCGAUAGUCCCGCCCAGCACGCUGCCGGAUUCAUGAAUUCCUUCUCAGGCUGGGGACCAAAUUGGCUUACCUAUGAGCUCAAGCCCCAGCUCUCUGCCCCAGGGGGGAACAUCCUCGCGACCUGGCCGCUCGGAAGGAACUCCGGGUAUGGAAUCACGUCUGGGACGUCAAUGGCGGCGCCGUUCGCAAGCGCAGCCUAUGCUCUUGUGAAGUCCCAAUUCCCAACAUACACCAUCGAUCAGAUUCGCGAGCUUCUGCAGACAACGUCCAGUCCACGGAAAUGGAUCAACGACACGGCGAUCCUCUCCAGCACCGCACAUCAAGGGUCCGGCAUGAUCGACCCUUACCGGGCCAUCUUCUCGGAAACGGAGCUGUCGCCCGGGGAGAUCACGAUCGGAGACGACGAGAAGCAUCAGAACUGGGGUCGUGCCAACAUCACGAUCAAGAACAGAUCAAGUCGUUCCAAGACAUAUUCACUGUCCCAUAUUGGCGCCGGCUACACGAACUUCGUCCGCUUAGACGGCGAGGAACAACAGUUGGCGAACUACGGCACUGUGGAUUUCGAAGCCUCGGAGGUGACGCUCGCAUCGGGGGAGUCCAGCACUAUCCGAUUCACAGUGAAGCCUCCAUCGAACGUAGUGGAGAGACAGCUUCCAGUCUUUGGUGGCUUCAUCCAAGCCACGUCCGACGGCGAAUCCCACACCGUCCCGUAUGUAGGCGCCCCCUACUCAGUCUACAACGCCGCGUACAUCGACACACAGAACCAGGGCGACCUUCCCCUCCCCAGGGUCUGGAGCCAAGAAGGAGACGUGGUCGUCGUCAACAACGGGACGUUCGAGUACGCAGAGUCCGGGCCGCCGUAUCCUACCAUCUCGGCAGCCACGCUCCAGUUCAGCCGGUCGCUGCGCGUCGACGUCUUGCCGGCAGCGACUAGCAUCGUCCCGUCACGGUACGGGUUCGAGCAAAGCGGCUUGCGGGAUCAGACAUACAUCCCUUCUCGCGUCACUCCCAACUCGACGAUUUUCGGCUUCCCGAGCUUCGGGUCCAUCACUAAUCGGACGGGAGGGUUGUGUCCGUCUAGUAUCGAGACGCUGUGGAUGGGGACGAGUGUACGAUCGGACAACGACGUGCUGUUUGCUACUGGCCCAGGCGACUACCGGUUCUUAUUGAGUGUGCUGCGGUGGGGUGGCGUGGAGGGUGAUCAGGAGGCGUAUGAUACUUGGUUGGGUCCUGUUGUUAGGAUCGUUGCAUGA